Eublepharis macularius is the source of this 4038-nucleotide messenger RNA. RefSeq names its product neuronal guanine nucleotide exchange factor (gene NGEF). The record is from RefSeq and is a predicted model, not a curated record. The transcript is spliced from 16 exons. Gene Ontology annotation, biological process: activation of GTPase activity. Gene Ontology annotation, molecular function: guanyl-nucleotide exchange factor activity; protein binding. NCBI's taxonomy places the organism in Eukaryota, Metazoa, Chordata, Lepidosauria, Squamata, Eublepharidae. The coding region runs from base 193 to 2523 and encodes 776 amino acids.
CUGAAGGUCGUAGCUGUUCCCAGAAAAGGAUUUUCCCAAUCUAGGCCUCAGAAAUUCACUUUAAGCUCUCUAAAUCACAGAAUGGAGUUGACAGACUUUGUGGUUAUAUCCAAAUACUAUCCUGCUGGGAAAAUGGCGAGACUGAGAGUAUAAACCAAUCAUUUAACAACAGAGACAGAAGAACUGGAAAAGAUGGAAAGACACAAUGGGAAAUCAGCCAAUGGUUUCAGAAAGGAUAGUUCUCCGCAGACAGUAUCAUGCCUGGACUUGAACUGUGAGCAUGAUGAGUCACAGACUUCUGAUCACAUGACUGAGAAGGAACCACAGUCACACUAUAUUCCUAUUCGACGGAAUUCCAGAUACUAUCGUUCCAUCAGACUUCGAAACAGAGGGAAAGGGAGGAGUUAUAAAGAGAUUCAAACAGAGUGCGUUGAAGGCUCACUAAAAAGUGGCAAUACUGGAAAUGAGCUUCUGGACAAAGAUGAAGUGUUACGUAUAUUCCGCAAGGGCCUGUCUCUACAUGUAAAGCCAGAUAUGACAGCUACAGAAGAACAAUGGCUUCAAAGGCUGCUCCCUUCCUACCCCGGUUACCGUGGCAACCGUCCGGACUCCCCCAGCCCCGCGCCUGCUGCGGAAUCGCUCCGUAGCAGCAGCAGCAGCAGCCGCCGCUCGCUGCCGGAUUCGCUGCUCUUGUCGCUGCUGCCGCCGUCGUCUCCGCCACCUCGCAUGGAGCUGCUGGCUGCCGCGCUCAGCGCCGCCUGUGCCUUGGACCAUGAGGGCUCCGCAGAGAGCGUGGCCGGAGCCCGCCCGGCUGACAGUGAGUCCCCUUCCAUGGCUGUACCAGUUCCUAUUCCUGAAGAGAGCCCAGUGCUUCAAGACUGUCCUGCUGCUUUCCCAGAAGCCCUGCAAAUGAUUCACCCUAUGACAGCUGACUCCUGGAAAAACUUCAUUGAGCAAAUAGGGCUCUUAUAUCAAGAAUAUCGGGAUAAAUCCACACGUCAGGAGAUAGAAACUAGGCGGCUGCAGGAUUCACAGACUGAUACUGAAGACGAGUGCACAACUACUGAGGAGACACUAUCAGAAAAAGAACCUACAGAUACAGUGGAAAGCAAGGCUGUUCCCCAGAUUAACCUACUCAGAAAUUCCACUUCCAGGUUUAAUUUAUGGCAAGACCUUCCAGAAGUCAGAAACAGUGGUGUUCUGAAUAUUCUCCAGCCAGAUGAGAUCAAACAUCAAGAGGCCAUGUUUGAAUUGGUCACUUCAGAAGCUUCAUACUACAAGAGCCUAAAUCUGCUGAUAUAUCAUUUCAUGGAAAACGAGAGAUUAAAAAAGAUUCUGCAUCCCUCAGAGGCUCACAUCCUGUUCUCCAAUGUCCUGGAUGUCAUGGCAGUCAGUGAGCGUUUCCUCUUGGACCUUGAGAAGCGGGUAGAAGAGAACAUUGUGAUAUCAGAUGUCUGUGAUAUUGUCUACCAGCAUACUAACCAUUUCUCAGUGUAUGUAACCUAUGUCUCCAACCAGACAUACCAGGAGAGAGCUUACAAGCAACUUCUCCAGGACAAGCCAGCUUUUCGGGAGGUGAUCUCACAGUUGGAGCUGGAUCCCAAGUGCAAAGGCCUGCCCUUCUCAUCCUUCUUGAUUUUGCCUUUUCAGAGGAUCACUAGACUGAAGCUGCUGGUUCAGAAUAUUCUGAAGAAAGUAGAAGAAAAGUCUGAACGGGAAAUCACUGCCCUUGAAGCACACAAGGAACUGGAAACAGUGGUGAAGGCAUGCAAUGAAGGUGUUAGGAAGAUGAGUCGUACAGAACAGAUGAUCAGCAUCCAGAAGAAGUUGGAAUUUAAGAUCAAGUCUGUUCCCAUCAUUUCUCACUCCCGUUGGCUGCUAAAGCAGGGAGAACUACAGCAGAUGAAUGGCCCCAAAACAUCGCGUACCCUCAGGACAAAGAAACUCUUCCGAGAAAUUUACUUGUUCCUCUUCAAUGAUUUGCUAGUGAUCUGCAGGCAAAUUCCUGGUGACAAAUACCAGGUGUUUGACUCUGCUCCCCGAGGACUUCUUCGGGUGGAGGAGCUGGAAGACCAAGGACAGAGCUUGGCCAAUGUCUUCAUCCUGAGGCUUCUGGAAAAUGCAGAUGACCGUGAAGUCAGCUAUAUGCUAAAAGCAUUGUCCCAAAGUGAGAUGAAGCGUUGGAUGAUCUUGCUGGCUCCAAAUCGAAGAACCAAAUUUGUGUCCUUUACAUCGAGGCUCAUGGAUUGCCCCCAAGUACAGUGUGUCCAUCCUUAUGUGGCUCAGCAGCCAGAUGAGCUCUCACUGGAACUGGCUGAUGUAUUGAACAUCUUGGAAAAGACAGAUGAUGGUUGGAUAUUUGGGGAGCGUUUGCAUGAUCAAGAAAGAGGUUGGUUCCCCAGCUCUAUGGGGGAGGAGAUCCUGAACCCCAAGAUACGAUCCCAGAACCUGAAGGAGUGUUUCCGGGUGCACAAGACUGAUGAUAGUCAGCGAAGAAAGCUGAGCAGCAGGAACAAACAAUGAUUAUGAUGCACAGUUUUCUGUUCCGCUUUAGAAGCAACUGAUGGCAGAACCUGAGGCAAUGGGGAUUUCAUUAAUUAGGAGGUGGCAAAGGAUAUUUGCUUCAGACAAGCAUCUUUCUCACUUCCAAGCUAGCGGGCUUCUUUGCACACUCGGUAGAGUGUGGAUGAUACCUCUGAAGAGGAGGUGUGGCCACCUUGCACCUGGACAGACCUAGGAGCAGUCCUAAAAUGUAUUUCCAAGUGUACUGCAAACUCUAAAGAGUACACAUCUCUUGCCUUUGCGUGAUGAGGAAACCUUGAACACUGAAGAACUAGGGAAAAAAACAACUAUGUCCAGGCCCAAGAAGCAACACUCCAAACCAUGGUACCACAACGUGUAACAUUUGAUUUUUUUUUCAAGUUAAAGAUAGAAUUUGGGUGUUUAGGAACUCAGUACCUUUGACAAGAUGUAAGCUGCCAGCAUCCACACUGGAGUCUAUGUUUAGGAAUCUUCUCCUUAAGAAACAAGUAUGGACUGCCUGCAAAGCAUACUGGCAGGCAUCUUUCUUGUAAGUGCAUCAGUACUGAAGCAGAGAAAGUGUCUUGUUUGAAAAUUGGAGAAUCAGUGGCAGAAUCAAGACUGGAAACUCUGGAAGGAAUCCUUAUGGGUUUUCAGCCCUGCUGCUCACUCUGCGGCCCAUGCUAGGUCUGCUGCUACUCAGUCCUGGCCUAGAAGAUUCUUUCCUGCAAGAACUAUCAUUUUCUGCUGUAAGCAAUCACUACCUGUAUUUACGUAUCAAACUAUAGUGCACACACACCCCUAUCCCACGCAAUAGUUCAUUAAUGUACAAACAUGUUGAGAGGUGGAGGCAGUGAGGCAGCACAUACUUAAGGUUUCCUUUGCCACAAAUAGAUUUUGCUUCUAGGGUCUGUUUCAAAUGCUAAAGAAUUAUUUGCCUUGGAAAACAAGAACUGUAAAGCCAGCAUUAUGGAAGCUAAAUCAGGAUGCACAUGACAUUCUAACAGGUGUUAUGUCUGGAGAGACAAACUUUUCUGUGGCCUGUAAAGUUCUGUAUAACCUGUUGCCUUUCCCUGAUGUACAUACAAACUCUGAUCACAGUAUUUGAAGGAAUAUUUCUUACAUCGUUCUGAACAAAAUGCAUCUGUGUCAGUACAGGAAGGUUAUACUCAGAUAAUGGACCAGUGCUCAUGCAAACUGGAAUAAGAGGAACUAGGUAAAAAGAGGCUUGAGGCAGAGGAUAACAUAUUUUGUACUAAACAUCUGCAAAUGAUGUACUAAAACAAUAGGAAGGCCUCUUGCACAUUAGCUAUUUGCAUGAACUCGAUGUAUAACAAUUUCAAGUUGGUGUAUAUAGGAACGCCUUUGAAAGCCAAGAGAAACAAAAAAGCAUUUCCUCCUUUAAUUCAACCAGGAGCUUCUGAAAGAAAGAACAGAACUUUACUAAGGAGAAAUGUGACAGAGAGAUGAACAGAAGAUUGUAAAGCACUUUGCAUAUUAAAAAAAGUGUUACAUAAA